This is a messenger RNA of Mangifera indica (mango), 1604 nucleotides long. Its product is annotated as neuroguidin. Lineage: Eukaryota; Viridiplantae; Streptophyta; Magnoliopsida; Sapindales; Anacardiaceae. The transcript is spliced from 9 exons. Gene Ontology annotation, cellular component: small-subunit processome; nucleolus. The record is from RefSeq and is a predicted model, not a curated record. Gene Ontology annotation, biological process: maturation of SSU-rRNA from tricistronic rRNA transcript (SSU-rRNA, 5.8S rRNA, LSU-rRNA). Bases 190 to 1152 code for a protein of 320 amino acids.
UGAUUAUAUAUACCUAACCCAAAUCGACGUAAUUCAUUGUUCUCUUCUCAAGCCGCUCAAGCUCCAGUGACCUAAUCCUUUGCAUAUUCCCUCUUCACUUACUCCUUCACCGUCUGACUUUAUCUUCGCCGUUCUCUUAAUUUUCAGUCUCCAUCUCCAAGUAUUACUGCUGAUAAUUACUUGUAAAUCAUGGAGGGUUCUACCGAUAACAAUUCGGGCUAUGAUGAAAGAGUAAAGAAAGAGGCGCCUCAGUUGGCAGCAUUGUUGAAAGAGAUGAAAGAAGGAUUAGAUGCAGUGAGUAGUAAAGUGCAAGCUUUAAUAACCAAGGUGAAAGAGAAUAAUUAUCCAACAGCAGAUGGACUUAGCUAUCUUGAAGCUAAACAUUUGCUGCUUCUAAACUAUUGCCAGUCCAUUGUUUAUUAUUUGCUUCGCAAGGCCAAAGGUUUAUCCAUUGAUGGGCAUCCUGUUGUUCGGAGUCUUGUAGAAAUUAGAUUAUUUUUAGAAAAGAUUCGUCCAAUUGACAAGAAACUUCAGUACCAAAUUCAGAAGCUUACAAGCACAAGCAUUUCUGUUAGUGGAUUGGGAAAACUUGAUCCAAGUGAAAAGGAAUCUGAUGAGCCACAGAAGACUGAAGAUCUAUUCAGAUAUCGUCCUAACCCAGACAUGCUUGUUAGCAGAACAGAUAUGACAGUUGAGGACAAUGAAGGCAUGUAUAAACCCCCAAAAUUUGCUCCCACUUCUAUGGAUGAGGAUAAGAUGUCAAGAAAGGAAAGAAAUGCUUUGCGAAAGGAGGAAGAGACACUGCGACAGGCUAGGCAGAGUACUUAUAUGAGGGAAUUGAUGGAUAAUUUGGAGGGGAGACCUGAAGAGGUUAGAGAAACUUUUGGAUCUGAGAGUCGAGAACUUACUAGAUACAAGGAAAAGAUGGAAGAGCGUGCACGGCAAGAAGAGGAGCUUUUUACUCGUGCUCCUCUUACAAAGAUGGAGAAAAAGAAGAUGAAACACUUGAAGAAGUCGAGAAAUGGGUUGCUAGGUCUAACUGACAGUUUCUAUGAUGAAAUAAAAACUUUACCCAUGGAGGAUAAUGAUGAACAACCAACAAGCAUGAAUUAUGGUAGAGGUGGAAUGGGGAAAUUAAAGAAAAGGAAGUGAUAUUGACAAUCUGAAUGACAAGAAAAAUAAUCUUUGGAUUUACAGAUCAAACAGAUUUGAAGCUGUAGAACAGCAACAGCUCUCUAAUUUGAGUUGUCUAAUGGGGAAGUAUUUUGAGCGUAUGAAGGCUUGCAUGAUGCAAUGUUGUAGAAUAGUGAAACAUUGUUUUGUUGCUUUUUCUUGGGCUCUACUUGAAUGAAGAUGUUUGGCUUGCAAUCAAAUUCAAUCAUUUAAUUUCACUCUGAAUUUUGCUGGUUGGAAAUAUAGAUAUUGAUAUUUUAUUUUAUGUAUAAUUGAGGUGAUGUCAUUUACACGUGUUCGUCAUAGAUUAUCAUUGUUUUACCUUUUGUAACUUCUAGUUGUUAAAGCAUGUAAAUACCAGAUUUUGUUGCAGAAUUUUAACACUAUUCCAUGAGGCUUAUGUGCCCAAUAUCAAAACACUUUUGACUUUA